CUCGCCAUUGUCUCCGCCUUUCCAACAGAGGGAGACGAUGGACUGAGACGAUGCACGCCAUGGAGUCCCGAGUGUUACUGAGAACGUUCUGCGUGAUCCUCGGGCUCGGAGCGGUUUGGGGGCUUGGUGUGGACCCGUCCCUACAGAUUGACGUCUUAUCAGAGUUAGAACUUGGGGAGUCCACGGCCGGAGUGCGCCAAGUACCGGGACUGCAUAAUGGGACGAAAGCUUUCCUCUUCCAAGAUUCCCCCAGAAGCAUAAAAGCACCUACUGCUACAGCUGAGCGGCUUCUCCAGAAGCUGAGAAAUAAACAUGAAUUCACAAUUUUGGUGACCCUGAAGCAAAUCCACUUAAAUUCGGGAGUUAUUCUCUCUAUCCACCACUUGGAUCACAGGUACCUAGAACUGGAAAGCAGCGGCCAUCGGAAUGAGAUCAGACUGCAUUACCGUUCCGGCACUCACCGUCCUCACACGGAAGUCUUUCCUUAUAUUUUGGCUGAUGCCAAGUGGCACAAGCUCUCCUUAGCCAUCAGUGCCUCUCAUUUGAUUUUACAUGUCGACUGCAAUAAAAUCUAUGAACGAGUGGUGGAAAUGCCUUCUACAGACUUGCCUCUGGGUACCACAUUUUGGUUGGGACAGAGAAAUAAUGCACAUGGAUAUUUUAAGGGAAUAAUGCAAGAUGUGCAGUUACUUGUCAUGCCCCAGGGGUUUAUUGUGCAGUGCCCGGAUCUUAACCGAACCUGUCCAACAUGCAAUGACUUCCAUGGACUUGUGCAGAAAAUCAUGGAGCUGCAGGAUAUUUUAUCCAAGACCUCAGCCAAGCUGUCUAGAGCUGAACAGCGAAUGAACAGGCUGGACCAGUGCUAUUGUGAGCGGACAUGCACCAUGAAGGGUACCACCUACCGAGAGUUUGAGUCCUGGACAGAUGGCUGUAAGAACUGCACAUGCCUGAACGGGACCAUCCAAUGUGAGACUCUGGUCUGCCCUGCUCCUGACUGCCCUCCUAAAUCGGCUCCUGCAUACGUGGAUGGCCAGUGCUGUAAGGAGUGCAAAUCAAUUUGCCAGUUCCAAGGACGGAGCUACUUUGAGGGAGAACGCAACACGGUCUACUCAUCCUCUGGAAUGUGUGUCCUGUAUGAAUGCAAGGAUCAGACCAUGAAGCUUGUCGAGAACAACGGCUGCCCAGCUUUGGACUGUCCUGAGUCUCAUCAGAUCGCCCUGUCUCACAGCUGCUGCAAAGUCUGUAAAGGCUAUGACUUUUGUUCGGAGAAGCACACCUGCAUGGAGAACUCGGUCUGCAGGAACCUGAAUGACAGGGCUGUGUGCAGCUGCAGGGAUGGCUUCAGGCCUCUUCGGGAGGACAAUGCUUAUUGUGAAGACAUUGACGAGUGUGCUGAAGGGCGCCAUUACUGCCGCGAGAACACCAUGUGUGUGAACACACCUGGUUCUUUUAUGUGCAUCUGUAAAACUGGGUACAUCAGGAUCGACGAUUACUCAUGUACAGAACAUGAUGAGUGUGCCACAAAUCAGCACAACUGUGAUGAAAACGCUUUGUGCUUUAAACACUGUCGGGGGGCACAACAAUGCGUCUGCAAGCCUGGCUACACUGGGAAUGGAACCAUAUGCAAAGCCUUCUGCAAAGACGGCUGUAGAAAUGGAGGAGCCUGCAUUGCUGCCAACGUGUGUGCGUGCCCACAAGGCUUCACUGGACCCAGCUGUGAGACAGACAUCGAUGAGUGCUCUGACGGCUUUGUUCAGUGUGACAGCCGUGCCAACUGCAUUAACCUGCCUGGAUGGUACCACUGUGAGUGCAGAGAUGGCUACCAUGACAAUGGGAUGUUUGCACCAGGUGGAGAAUCGUGUGAAGAUAUUGACGAAUGUGGAACGGGGAGGCACAGCUGUGCCAAUGACACCAUUUGCUUCAACCUGGACGGCGGAUAUGAUUGCCGGUGUCCCCAUGGGAAGAACUGCACAGGGGACUGCGUGCACGAUGGGAAGGUCAAGCACAACGGGCAGAUCUGGGUGCUGGAGAACGACAGGUGCUCCGUGUGCUCCUGCCAGACUGGGUUUGUUAUGUGUCGACGGAUGGUCUGUGACUGUGAGAACCCUACGGUUGACCUUUCCUGCUGUCCCGAGUGUGACCCACGGCUGAGCAGCCAGUGCCUGCAUCAAAAUGGAGAGACCGUGUACAACAGUGGGGACACCUGGGUCCAGGAUUGCCGGCAGUGCCGCUGCUUGCAAGGAGAAGUUGACUGCUGGCCCCUGCCUUGCCCGGAGGUAGAGUGUGAGUUUAGCGUCCUUCCAGAGAGUGAGUGCUGCUCACGCUGUGUCACGGACCCUUGCCAGGCCGACACCGUCCGCAAUGACAUCACCAAAACCUGCCUGGAUGAGAUGAAUGUGGUUCGCUUCACUGGGUCUUCCUGGAUAAAGCACGGCACGGAGUGUACUCUCUGCCAGUGUAAGAACGGCCAUGUCUGCUGCUCAGUGGAUCCACAGUGCCUUCAGGAGCUGUGA
Molecule: messenger RNA, 2513 nt
Organism: Arvicola amphibius (Eurasian water vole)
Lineage: Eukaryota; Metazoa; Chordata; Mammalia; Rodentia; Cricetidae
Gene: Nell2
Product: neural EGFL like 2
Molecular function (GO): calcium ion binding; protein binding
Source: RefSeq, a predicted model, not a curated record